Molecule: messenger RNA, 843 nt
Organism: Cherax quadricarinatus
Lineage: Eukaryota; Metazoa; Arthropoda; Malacostraca; Decapoda; Parastacidae
Source: RefSeq, a predicted model, not a curated record
UACAAACGCACUUACAUAAAUACACUUACAUAAUUGGUCGCAUUCGGAGAUGAUCGUUAUGCGGGGGUCCACUGUAUUUUUAAAUGUUUAUACAGCAGUGUACUGUAUAUUGUAAUAAACAUAAUUAAGAAAAUCAGCUGUAAUAUGUAUUAUUUACGUAUGCAUACUGGUCAGAGAGCCCGUCGUAAGUCCGAGUCGUCGGUAAACGAGUAUACCGCUAAGUGAGGAGAGGCUGUAUUUACUCCACUGACAUCUCUGACACCAGUAGAGCAAAUGUAAUGCAUUAAUAUGGUGAUUAUUAUGGACAAGGUAGAAUUUUAGAUUCUGAUCAUUCAGCUUUCAUAUUAUUUUCUAGAAGUAUAAAUGGGCAUACUGGAUGCACAUUUAACAAAUUAUUCUGAAUUUUCAGCUUUUAAGUCAUUCCAGUACACGUAACCAGCAUGGACCUGAGGCUGUCUUAUACCUUAUGCUUAUGGUAAAUUAUCGUAAACAUGAGAUGACCAACCCAUACACUGUCAAUCUGUCUCUACUGGAUGAUGAACUCAUCCUCAAUGGUUAUGGACAGGUGAUCACAGCUUCAUUGGCAGACUUCAAUCAUAAAUACUCUGCACACUUCAUGGAGCCUCAGGGUUCUGGAUGGUUCGCAUCUCUCACUUCAAUGGUCGGCUCUAUGUUCUUGUCAGAAGAAAUGGCUACACGCAAUGAGCACAUAAAGGCAAAUGACUCAUUUUUGUUGGCAUUAUAUGAAGCAGUUCACCUUUUAAGCGCAAACUUUCAUCAACUGGCCCUCACAACUGCUACCAAGACCCUUCCACACCACCUCCCCAGCCAACACAAUAUAUC